AGAGCUCGAUCUUGAUUAAAUCUGAUCAUGUCAGUCUUGGGCCAUUUAUUGGGGAUCUCGCCUCAAAAGACCAUUCAGACCCAGCUCUUUUUUAUUCCUCACCAAAGACGGUAUUAAAUUUGGCAAAUCGCAACACGAAGGGCUCAAGAAUAAUUUAUAAUCCAGGAUAAAGACCUACUUCAGGAAUUUAUACAUGGACAAUUGGACACUUUUUAAAGUUAAAGCAACACCGUGAAGGCAUUAAUAAGGAAGGAUUUUUUUGUCAUGUGCCCAUUCUUUCAUGCUGCUUGAGAAGCCAGGGUGUUUACAAAGUGUUCGUACUCGCAUUAUUAACUGACGAGGGGCUCUGAUCUGAAAAGCGAUGUGUCUUGUUCAUUGUACCCACUUGUUUUUCAAGUUUUUGGAAGUUUUUUAAAGUUUGCUCGACAGCUGUCUAUAGAAGAAGAAUAAAGAAGUUGUCAUUGGGUGUGGAUGCUUGUAACAAGAAUGUGAAUUGGAAAUGGAUCUCUAACAAACAGGAAUUGGUUCUAUGUUUCUGGAUUCAUGCAGAUAUUUUGGCCAAGUUUCAUCUGUACCCUACAGGAACUUGAUGUGUUUCUGUGUCAUUCGAAGGGGAAAAUAGUUGAGGCACUUUUCUAUUGACAUAUUAAGGAAGUAUUUCAUUUACCGUUUUUUUUUUUAAAUAUAUAUGAAUUAUAUAUAGUGUUAUUAUUGGUGACGAAAUUAAGUACAUGUGGCAGUGACUGUGCGUAAAAUUGUUGUUUCACUUUUGUGUCGUGUUGUAAGGAACUGAAAUUUAAUUGCAACAUUUAGAGCAAAUUGGAUUUAUAAGUUUAUAAGGAUUGUGACCAUGGGUUGCGUAUUAUCGGAGGAACAGAAACAGGCCAUAGAGGCCACGAAAGUCUCCAAACAAAUCAACAAAAGUAUUCAGGAAGACUAUAAACGUUCUCUGAAGGAAGUGAAAUUUUUAUUGUUGGGGGCUGGGGAGUCGGGGAAAAGUACAAUUGUCAAACAGAUGAAAAUUAUACAUGAAAAGGGCUAUUCACAAGAAGAAUGUUUACAGUACAAGCCAGUGGUUUACAGCAAUACGAUCCAGUCAAUGAUCGCCAUCAUCCGAGCCAUGGGACAGCUCAAACUCGAGUUCGGAUACCCAGAGAGGGCUGACGAUGCUAGGAAGCUGUUCUCGGUGACUGGCAAUGCAGAGGAAGGCGACCUGUCACCGGAACUGGCGGCCAUCAUGAAGCGGCUGUGGAAGGACUCGGGCGUUCAGGGUUGUUUCAGUCGAUCGCGGGAGUACCAGCUCAACGACUCGGCAGAAUACUACUUAAAUUCCUUGGACAGGAUAUCCCAGCCCUCAUAUGUCCCGACUGAACAAGACGUCCUCAGAACGAGGGUCAAAACCACAGGAAUCGUGGAGACCCACUUCACAUUCAAAGACCUGCACUUCAAAAUGUUUGAUGUUGGAGGUCAGAGGUCAGAGAGAAAGAAAUGGAUUCAUUGUUUCGAGGGCGUGACUGCCAUCAUUUUCAUCGUGGCUAUGAGUGAAUACGACUUAACACUGGUGGAGGACCAGGAAAUGAAUCGAAUGAUGGAGAGCAUGAAGCUGUUCGACUCAAUCUGUAACAACAAGUGGUUCACCGACACCUCCAUCAUCCUCUUCCUGAACAAGAAGGACCUGUUCGAGGACAAGAUCAAGAAGUCACCCCUCACAAUCUGUUUCCCAGAAUACCAAGGUGACAAUAACUUUGAACAAGCAGCGGCCUACAUUCAGCUGCAAUUUGAAAAUCUGAACAAGCGGAAAGACACAAAGGAAAUCUACACGCAUUUUACGUGCGCGACAGAUACCAACAACGUACAGUUUGUGUUUGAUGCCGUCACAGAUGUCAUUAUCAAGAACAAUCUCAAGGACUGUGGUCUGUUUUAAUCAGAUUGACCCAUUGACCUGUGUUCAAGGGAAGUAACCAAGGACAUGGAAAAAAAGCCAGUUGGUUUGGAGACUUGAUCAAUGCUGAAAUCCUCUGUUGCAUAAUUCUGACAAUCUUCUUGAUCUGUGUCUCUGGCUAAUUAGUUUUUUUUUUUUUGGUGACCCAUUGUGACAAAAUUCAUAGGGACCAGUUUAGAAGGAAAAUACAGACAGGAUUCGCCUUUUAUCAAAUCAGUUUGUCUAUUUUCCUGCUUUCUGUCAAAAGAAAUUGUGUUCUUAAAAUCAAUGACUUGUCAGUAAAGACAUCGAUUUGUAUUUAUUAGCAAUGACAGGUGUUAAAUAUAAGAUGUAAUUUUCUUUAUAAUGUAUACUCAUAAUUUAUCUUUGUUUUAACAGAGAAAGAGAAAAAAAAAGCUCUGUAUUCAAAGGUUUAAAUGAAUAUUUAAAAAAAAAUUAACAUGAUGUUUUGAUAUUUCCACAAAGUAUAAGAAAGAGAUAGCAAAUACCAGUACACCUUAUAUGAAUUGCGAUUGUUAGCUAAAAUUGGGCAUAAAUAUGUAUAUUUUUGAAAUGGCUCUUAAUGUUUCUGUGUUUUUGGUUCCAAUACAGGAAAAAUAAAAAUAAACAAAUGUCAACAUAAACAGUCCAGGUUUAUAUGUAAUCUGUGAAUGCAAUGUAAUGUUUUUCCUCCAGUUUGGUGCUUCAUGAAAGGAGGUAGAAAAUGCUAUAAUUAUAAAUCAUGUCCCCAUUGAAUGGCUGUCAUUUCUGAACUUCAUCAUUUUUGCUUUCCUGGAGAAAAUCCUAUAGAUACCAAUAAUGAUUAUCAUGUAUUGAUCAACUGUUACCUUUUUGAUAUGGGAAGGGCAUUUUCAUUGUGUUAUUAUUUUUUUCUUUUGUAAAAAUGUUGUAUGCACAACAUAAUUACAGUUUGGGGAGGAGUUCUUUCCCCUUUCUUUGUGUUUGUUCAUUCACUAGCACCGAUGCUUUCAUGUUGAACAAAUGUUUGAUUUUGGUGAUUGCAUACAGAAUCUUUUUACACAGCACCCCACCGUAUCGAGUUAGAGAAGCUCUGCCAUGUUUCACAUACCACCCGAAUUUUUUUUAUUUUUAAAGCAUCGCUCAGGUUUUUCUGACUUUUUUACUAAGUAACAUGUAAUUGGUUUGAUGUACAGUAUUUUGGAUCGAGAUUUUUUUGUCUUCUUGAUAUUAUUUUGAAUUUCGGUUAAAAGAUAUUUACUGUAUUGCUGCUUGGAUCGAAAUACAUCAUAUUUUGCCAAAAAAAACUUUGAUUAUUAUAAUUUUGAUGCCAUUUUAGGGAGGCAUUUGAUCAAAUGCUGGAGAGAUUUGUCAAGAUAUUUUUAAUUUUUUUUCAACAGUAAGACUCCCUUGGUGCCCAAUAUGCUGAAAUCAUUGUUCUUUUGAAAAAUGAUUGAACCCACUGGUUUACUGUUGAUUUCAUGUGGCAAACAGACAAACAAACUGGAAUAUUUAUUUUUUUACCGAUAGUGGUAUGCUAGUAUCACAAUGAUGUAUAUUUUUGUUCAUAAAGUAAGCCAAGGAUGUAUAUAAAGUCUCGUUCUCAUUCUGCUAGCUAGCACUUGACAAUACUUUUCUGUGGUUUCAUCAGUGUGUUAAUAAGAUAUGUAGUCUUGCAGUGUUGCAAUAACUGAAUAUUGAAACCAUGUGCAUUAUUUCAUAGUGCAAUAGUUUGUAGAGUCAGUUUAAUCUGGGGGGAGGGGUCAAGGGGGUCUAAAAUGUUGGAAUGUAUCAGUGGCAAUGAUUGUUUGUGUGAAUGAAAACAUUUAUUUUGUGAACUCCAGUGGAGCCCUUCUGUUCUGUAUAGUAAAUAUGAUCAAUAUCAAAUUGUAUCUUUGUCAACAGAAUGUGUUUCUUUAUUUGUAGAAUAAAAACUCUAAAAUUUG
This is a messenger RNA of Magallana angulata, 3846 nucleotides long. RefSeq names its product guanine nucleotide-binding protein G(i) subunit alpha. The coding region runs from base 851 to 1924 and encodes 357 amino acids. Lineage: Eukaryota; Metazoa; Mollusca; Bivalvia; Ostreida; Ostreidae. The transcript has 9 exons. Gene Ontology annotation, biological process: adenylate cyclase-modulating G protein-coupled receptor signaling pathway. The record is from RefSeq and is a predicted model, not a curated record. Gene Ontology annotation, cellular component: heterotrimeric G-protein complex. Gene Ontology annotation, molecular function: GTP binding; GTPase activity; G protein-coupled receptor binding.